Molecule: messenger RNA, 6227 nt
Organism: Pelobates cultripes (western spadefoot toad)
Lineage: Eukaryota; Metazoa; Chordata; Amphibia; Anura; Pelobatidae
Source: the annotation of a GenBank genome assembly
GGCCAUAUUUGUACACCCUGCUCUUGGAAAAGACCAUAUCCUUGUUAUGCUGCAUAUGGGUAUAGUCGUGUAAGUAUUAUUCUCUGGGCAGAAAAAAAACUGAGUUAAGGUGGGGGUGGGGUAUAGCACAACUGAAAAGAUGAUUCCAUUUAAUUUAAGGGGACUUUAUUUAAUAUAUAUUUAUAUUAUGUUGUAUAACCAUUGAAGUUCUAAUUCUUAAAACAAUGGUGAGAUUUGAUAAUUUGUGAUAAUGUUGUUCCUAUUUUCUGUUUUCAUAUGGUAGCAAGGAGACCAAAGAAGCUGAUCACUAAAGGUCCUUGAAACCACCAUGCAUUUAUUUAUUUUUUAUUUUUUUGUAUUUUUGACGUGCAAAGAUUGGUACAUACAUGUCUGCGGUACCCCAAAGGCAUUCCUCAGGCUUUGUUUCACUGGUUACAAUAGGGUAAUACAUGCACAUUUUAUGAAUUAAGGUUCUGUCCGCGUUAAUUGUAUUAGGAUAGCAGUAGUAAGUAACACGUUUAAUAUAUAAGAUGGAGCCUAUACAGCAAUGCUACAGUUUGUUCUAUUUGGUGCAUCCAGCUAAGCCAGGCUUGAUAACAACAAACGCUAAUAGUAUCAUGGCAUUUAGAGACCGUGAGUAGGCAGUGCACUGGUAUUGUGUAUUGCUAAGUUACAGGAUAGGUAAGUUAAGUGAAGUUACAGGCUGCUAUGGCGGGACUAGUCUUGAUGGAAGGUGUAAAGCAUUAGAUAAUAGUGAUUCACAUCGUGCCCAUAUCUAUAAUGAGUGUAAAAUACUUAAGAAAAUGAAUUAACAGCAAGCAGAGGUUAUUCUAUUAUUUCAAACCAUGGUGGUGGCACCUGGCUAGGUCUGGAGUACGCAUGCUGGAGCGUGAUAUUCGGCUGGUAUAGUUGGCCAUAUGCAUGAGCUGGGUAUGUGAGAACUUGCUUGGUAUCUGCGUUUAUCGAUGCAGUGCCGAAGCACCUCAGCAAUAAGCCACUUAGACCAUUGCUAAAGGCAUAGACAUAAUGUAAAUCUUAAUGUGCACCUGGAUGUCCUGAUGCUCAGUAAGUUUUGCAUUUCCGCUGUUAUGGUAUGGUGGGGCUGGUUUAAUGACAAUGUCCCGCUGUAGCAAGAUCAUGAGGUCCCUAGCAAAGUCUUUUUCAUCCAAUGCCCUCUUUGUGGAAGCGGUGUGUGUCCGUCGCUGGGUUUCGGCUUCCUGCCGCUGUGCAGGUGUCAAGGGGGGUGUCCUGCCAGCCCCAGGCUGGUAUGCAGGGCGGCAUCCUUAGGCCACAAACUCUGCUACCGCAGAGGAGCUGAUUAUGGUCCAUCGCUUGCGAUGCUUGAUCCUCGGUCGAUGCUGCUGGUCUCUCUGCCCUUUGGCCUGCAGCCCGGGUGGGCUACGUAGCUUGUGGGUGAGUAGUUGAAAUGAUGCUGUGCCCAAGGGUAUCUUCCCCCCCCUGCCGUUUGUGGCUCCACUCACCCUUCGUCGGAGGUAUAGGCCGCUUGGUUCGGGCUGCUUGUUGCAGCUCCCAGAAGCAGUUUAACAUCGCCUCCAUACUCUGCAGGGUUGCACUCCGUUGCGGUUGUGUCGUUCGCUUGGUCAUCAUGCUUGUCACACUGCCGGCCGACAUUUUAGGUGCGCCUUGUGAGGGGCUGCAGCCUUGAGUUUUAAGAUCAGGCUUGAAUUGCUGUCUCAGCUGGUUAUUUUGGCUAUCGAGUGUAGGCCGGGAUGACCCCCGCCGGCCUGGGGGGGAGGAGGAAGGCGAGUGCACUAAGGGUGUUGUGUGCGAUGUUACCAUCCAGGAGAGCGGCCGUCUCUCUGGCUCGGUCGCGCGUAGGUCCCAUGUGCUUUGUAUGGGUUCCCAGGCUAUGUGAGUCUCGCUUGUGGGUUCCUUCGAUGCCCCCGGGUUUCCCCAUCUCGUCGUGUUCCCUCUGACUCGUUGAUGAGUUUGUUUUUGAGAUAUUUAUCCCUAUUUGUGUCGCUUCUUGCAGGAGCUGGUUCACAGCACGUCUGAUCUGCUUGGUAGUUAGCCUCUGCCCCCCACCAUGCAUUUAUUUAAUGGUCACUUGUUACAAUGUUUGCUAAGCUCCCUUCACAGAAAACCCCUUGGCCACUCAGGAACAAAUAAAUAAAGCUGCAUUUUUAUUUUUUACAUUUCUUUAACCCAAACUGAGCCUAUCCAUCACCAUCUAAUGUAAUUUGGUUGCAAUCGAAUCUUCAUCCAUACCUGCAGAGCCAUAUCAGAAAUGUUCUAUACUUCACUUAUUUGUGUGCUCUUUUGCAACUCACAGUUCAAUUAUUAUUUAUUAAGUGCAACACAUUCCGCAGCACUGUACAGGGCGUGGACAGACAAACAUGUAUAUGCAACAAGACAAGUUGGGUGUACAGGAGCAGAACAGUGUUGAAGGUCCUGCGCAAACCAGCUUGCAUUAAAAGUGGAGAGGGGUAAAGUGAUACCAGAGGUAAUGAUAAGAUGUACUUCAUGUAUGGGAAAAGUAGGUUGCUAGAAGAGUUUAUGGUAAAGUUUUAGAUUUAUUUUUAUUUUUUUAAGAUAACGUUGCAGGAGAGGAAGCAAGGUGGUGUGUUAGUGAGGUGAGUCAGGAUUGAGAGUUAAUGAAUUCUCUGCAUAUUGGGCUUCUGUUGGGCGACAAACAACCAAAAGCAGCAUGCCACCCAAUCGCCCUCAGCACGUCCUUUGGGAUGUCCCUCACCCUGCAGUGAGGGUGAAUUACAUCACCAGUGGAAGACCGAGCUGCAGGAAAAACUUGGGCAAGUUUUUCUUUUUUGGGAGACCAUGACAGUAAGGGUUUUCUCAAUCCCAAAACAUUGUUUUAUUAGAACCUUGUCUUUUGGAGUAACCUUGUAACAUCAGCCUUGAGUGUCCUCCACUUCUUGGGGGGGGGGGAGGGACUUUUUGUGUGUGUAUCUCAUUAUUAUUAUUAUUAUUAUUAUUAUUAUUAAAAUCGAUUUUAUUUUUGUUUAAUAUAUAGGUGCUACACAUUGUGAUUUUGUUCAAAGAACCUGCGUGUAAAUCUGCGUGAGAUGGCUUAUCUGCUAAUGAAGAAGCUAUUUGAAAACUACCCUGGAUCACGAAUCAAUUUUAAUUUAAGUAUGGAUUCUCAGCUCGACCGUAUCAAUAUCCAAACUAAAUUGAUGGGAAAAGUAUUCAUGUAUUUUCCAGACGUGUUGCUGCUCAUCCGUUCACAUAAUGCCAUGGGCAAAGUUUUGUAUACUUUUAUUGCUGAUGGACCACGUUUGAACUGUGAAAGUGCGUUUUUAAGAAUUGUGCAUAUGGCAUACCCUACAAAUGAGUCUCCUGCGAGUAUGUCUGAGAUGUUCCAUUUCCUUAAAGAGUUCAAUCCUUGCUGGCCCCAGAUCCGCAUUUUCCUUGUGGACCCCUUUUUUAAAGGAGUUGAUUGUCUUGCAAAAGCUUUCCCAUCAGCUGAAGUUGUCCUUUCAUCCUUCCACGUAUGUACAUACUUUAAACAAAAUAUAUCCAAGUUGUCUUUGCCUGCCAACAUAGAGGAUGUGUUGAUUAACAAUUUGACGAAUAUAGUGUGUUCAGCCACAACUGAAAAUCUACAGGAUAUGUACACAAAUUUGCUUCAGUAUGUUAAGCCAGAUUUGCUGUUUCAGUUGAACCCAGACUGGUUACUGAUGGAUCAAAUCUGGGCCUUACACCGGUGGAGGAACGGCAAAGAAUCCUCAACAUAUAUUGAAAUGAUGAAUACACUUGUGGAAGAAAUUGGCCAAACAUUCAGUAAUAGUCUUCCAUGGGAGGAUAAAAUAUUUGCUUUGAUAAGUUUCAUUCAGACUGAAAUAAUAGAUAAAAAUAUUCCUAGUUUGGGCAUACAGACUCCCCAAGAAAUGGCCGUCUUUUUGGAUAAAGAGGAGCCUUCAACAUCUGAGUCUAAAACUGAUAUUUGUCAUACAAAAUCUGACAUGGAUUCCGAGACCUCCUUAAUGAUAUGUCAGUCACUGAAUGACAUCUGCGUUCCUGCGGCUGCUGACCUCUGUUCGAAAGAGUUUUUUGUUGCACAGACUUCGUUGCAGUUCAUGACCAAAAAUGAGGACAGUGCAAGCAUUCGAUUACUUGAGAACCCACAGAUGGUGAACUGGGAAAACCAGAAGAGUUGCACUUGCCCCUUCUACAAGACAAUGAAACUCCCCUGUCGCCACAUCCUGGCUUUACUUAAAGCUAACCAGGAAAUCCUAAAACCAGAAAUGCUUGACCCUGCAUGGCAGAAGUCUACUAAUGCUCACGAAUCUAUGUUUCCUGUACCGAUGGACACCCUGAAAAUCAUUAAGGGUGACACUAAGGACUUAUCUCCAGAUCAAGUAUGUAGGAAUUCCUUGACUGACCAAAUCACCAAGGUGCUAUCAGAGUGCAGUGAUGAAGAAUUCCAGCAGAGAUACAAUACACUGAGGGAACUGGCAGAUGCAUGGAUUGGCCCGUAUGAGCAAGUGAAGCUUUAGAACACACAUCUUCUGAUUAUCUCUGCAAAAGAUUUCAGGUUGAAGUGAUUGCUUGACCAAAUUAUGAGGUCUUUCACGACAUGCAUGCAACACAAGAAAGAAAAGGAUGGUCCAGGCUGUCCAUUUGUGUUCUCCAAUUAAUCUGCCUUGUUUACACACCUUGAGUGCCUGGACCAUCCUGUUAUUUCUACUAUUGACCGUGGUCCAGGUGCCGCUAAACAUCUGGUUUGCGUAGGUAGUGCGGGAAACCUCUUGUUUCUAUAGUAUACGUAUAAUAUGAAGCACAUGUCUACGCAAAGAAAAGAUGUUCUUGGAAGACCUAUCCUGGGAUAUGUCUAUAGGAGAUAGGCCAAGACGAUAAAAUUGUUAUGAAAGUUGUAGGUUUUUGUUUACUGUGUAAAUAGUUUGUUUGAACUUUGUGCUUUGGAUUUAUCAAAGUAAUGAAGUUUGCAUAUCUCUGUCCACGCAUGAACCACAUUAAUUGGCGCAAUGACAUUCCAUGGAAAGAUGCCCAUUUAUUUACCACAUUGGUAUGGGUGUUUUUCCACGGGUACUUUAUAUGACACUUGCUGAUUCUUUGAUGGAUUUCUUUAGCUUAAAGGAACACUUCAAAGUAUCACUAAAGUCAUCCAUACUACUUGAUCUCUGAUGUGGCCUGGGUGCAGUGUUUUUAUUUUUAUUUUUUUUAAAUGUUUAUUUUAAUUUUUUUUAUUUUUUUUUAACCCUGCAAUGUUUACAUUGCAGGGUUUAAUACCCCUCUAGUGGCUGUAUACCUGACAGUCAAACUUGGUUCUCACAGCUAACCUACAUGUCAUUGAAGGAGCGCAGCACUGGCCACACGUGCUUUUCUUACCUAUAAUUCUAUAAUACUCCCCAACUGUUCGUUUUUAUUUAUUUUUUAUUUUAUUUAUUUUUUAUUCUUUAUUUUUGAUGUGCAUGUUUAUCUCAAGAAUAACGGUACAGACAUAGUGAAGUCAGCAUAAUAAGUAGACAACUCUUUGACAAGUGUGUACAUAUGAAAACAGCACAUUUUUUGUAAAUUAAAACGAGGGAUAUGCAAGAGUGAGUCUUUGAGCAGUUAGCUUAUGCAAUUAUUUGCAGGGACUUUAAACAUGCUAUGUUAAACAGUUAAUAAUUUUUAUAACAGGUUUAUUUCUCCCAGGAGAUAAGUAGGAAGGAUAACGAAAAGGGUUGACAAGACUGGAUGUCCAGGCUAAGGCAUGAAAGAGUUGCAAACUACAAUGCACCCAUGGAGGUAAAUAGGAAUAUGGAGUAGCCAUGGGCUUGUUCUUAUAGCUCUGUCUCGGAGCCCUGUUCAGUCAAUGCCUUCCAAGGGCAAAGUGCAGUCCCAAACUGAAGAAGUCUACUGCAGGUCAUAGUACCAAGAUGUAGUCAGGUAUGUCAGAUCUCUUGUAGUGUGUUUGAUCGCAAUCUUGCUUGGGGCUGCAUGGGUGUUCUCCUUGGAGCCGUCCUGUGUCUAGGCAAAGUGCGUCGCUUGAUCUGUCGCCACCCCCUUCCCCCAAGUAUUCUUAUUUAAGACCCAUAUCCCGUGUGUACUUUGUUCCUAUCAUGAUGCUCCUUCUUUCCAGGAGCAUUCAACCUGUGGUGUGUAAGUUUAUAAGAGAGUGCAUCACAGUAAUGUGUCUCUAAACUACAAUAAAUGUUUGAAAAUUAGUCCAUGACUGUUUUUUUCAUUUAUGAUUUACAUGUUCAGUUACAUAAAUGAUUAUCGGUUCACCAUAAAGUCAC